AUGGAGCAAAAAUCUUCAAAACGAAUGGUUUCAUUGGAUUCUAAUUUUGAGCAUGCUGAAUUCAUUUCAGCUCGUACUGACACAAAAUAGCGCUUAGGAGAAUUAUUUAUUUAACACCCUACUAAAUUAGAAAGUAUCAUUAAUGCAAAUAACUCUUUAAGUGUUUGGUCUUAGAUAAGUAAGCUCCAAAAUUCCCAAAUUUAAGCAUCCUAAACCACUUUUUGAAUUACCAAUGAGUGAUACUUAAAGAUCUUUGACACAUCAGACAACAUCGAUUAUUGAUUGUAGUAAAUGUAAUUAGAGUCUCUCAAAGAUGAUAAAUAAUAAAAGCCAUCAUGAAAAAUUAAUUCUUUCUUAACCUACUUUAGUAGCAGAAGAGAGGAAGGAAAUAUAAGUGUAACCUCCGAAAAGAUUAGUUAGUCAUCAUGGAAGAUAAAAGAAUGAAUUACCUCCAAUUCUAGCUCAUCCUCAUAUUUCACCUCCUCCUUUUUUCUAAUAAUCACCAAAGACCUAAAGAAAAUAAAAAACUAUGGGAAAACUUUCUUUUGGAAGAAUCUCUAAAAACUUUGAUCAUGAACUUAUGUAAGUCAUUUAAUCAGAACUUCAGAAAUAAUUCAACAAUAAUCUUCAAAAAGAAUAACCUACUAUUAAGAUGCUUUAGAAGCAUGUAUUAAUAUAUGACAUAUAUAAUUCAGUAAAAUCUUAAAAGGUCCAAAUUAAUCUCCCUAAGUCAAGCCAUCAAGGAAUUUAAGAAGUCCAUAUAGACUGAAGAUAAGUCAAAUACUUUUGAACUUUUCAAAUUAAAAGAGAAAGAAUUAAACUAAUUAAUAUCUGGGCAUAAUUAUGAAAUUUAUUAAACUAUUGAUGAUAUAAUAUGA
Messenger RNA from Paramecium pentaurelia, 878 nucleotides. The record is from the annotation of a GenBank genome assembly. Lineage: Eukaryota; Ciliophora; Oligohymenophorea; Peniculida; Parameciidae.